CGUGAAGUCAUCAGCAUUCAUGCAGGCCAGGGUGGAGUGCAGAUGGGAAAUGCCUGUUGGGAACUCUAUUGCUUGGAACACGGAAUCCAGCCUGAUGGUCAAAUGCCCAGUGACAAGACAAUUGGCGGUGGCGACGAUUCCUUCCAGACCUUCUUCAAUGAAACAGGAGCUGGCAAACUCGUUCCCCGGGCAGUACUCGUAGAUUUGGAACCGACAGUUGUUGAUGAAGUUCGGACCGGUACCUACAGACAGCUGUUUCACCCAGAACAACUCAUCAGUGGAAAGGAAGACGCCGCAAACAACUACGCACGCGGCCACUAUACCAUCGGCAAGGAAAUGAUCGAUCUAGUUUUGGAUCGCAUUCGAAAACUGGCCGAUCAGUGUACCGGCAUGCAGGGUUUCAUCAUUUUUCACUCCUUUGGCGGGGGCACCGGGUCAGGUUUCGCGUCACUGCUCAUGGAACGUCUCAGCGUAGACUAUGCCAAGAAGUCCAAACUGGAUUGCCAAAAACCACUUUCAUGCUAUCGCUUUUGUAAGCAAAAUUAUUCAAUGCUUUCUUUAAAUAUUCCUGACAGGCGGAAUUUAGACGUCGAGCGACCCACAUACACAAAUCUCAACCGUCUGAUCGCCCAGGUUGUCAGUUCAAUUACCGCUUCUCUGAGGUUCGAUGGUGCCCUCAAUGUUGACCUCACCGAAUUUCAAACGAAUCUCGUACCCUAUCCUCGAAUCCACUUCCCAUUAGCCACCUACGCACCGGUGGUCUCCGCUGAGAAGGCCUAUCACGAGCAACUGGCUGUUGCCGAACUCACCAACGCCUGCUUCGAGCCAGCCAAUCAACUAGUGAAGUGUGACCCCCGGCACGGCAAAUACAUGGCCUGCUGCCUACUAUAUCGGGGUGACGUGUCACCCAACGAGGUGAACGCGUCGAUCGCUUCGAUAAAGUCCAAGCGGACCAUCCAGUUCGUUGACUGGUGUCCAACCGGCUUCAAGGUCGGCAUUAAUUAUCAACCGCCCACCGUGGUGCCCGGUGGCGACUUAGCCAAAGUCCAGCGUGCCCUUUGUAUGAUGAGUAAUACAACCGUGAUUGCAGAAGCGUGGGCCCGUCUGGACCACAAAUUUGACCUGAUGUACGCAAAGCGCUGCUUUGUACACUGGUAUGUGGGCGAAGGCAUGGAAGAGGGUGAAUUCUCCGAGUCCCGUGAGGACACAGCUGCUCUGGAGAAGGACUACGAGGAGGUCGGCGCCGACACGGUGGAAGGUGAGGGAGAAGAGGAAGGAGAGGAAUACUGA
Molecule: messenger RNA, 1290 nt
Organism: Dibothriocephalus latus
Lineage: Eukaryota; Metazoa; Platyhelminthes; Cestoda; Diphyllobothriidea; Diphyllobothriidae
Source: the annotation of a GenBank genome assembly